AUGGCGUUCUCACGAAAGGAGCGGAAGCAACUACUGCGCGACAGGGACCUCGUCCCGCAACUCGCAGAAAGUCCCUUUGGCCCCUUCCCGCCGGGUUAUGGCAUCAAGAAUGACAUAACAGUCACAAAAAAGGGCUGUGUGGUGCGAGGGGAUCCGGCGACGAAGCCGGCGUCAGCCGAUGUGCAGAAACGGGGCAAACAAGAUACGGAGAGCGAUCAGCGCCCUAAGCAAAUCCUGGUAGGACACACAGGCACGGGAGGUAUGACAUUCAGCACAUUUAAAAACAACGGUUUCCGUCAGUCAUUGAAAAUUGGUUGCUUCGGCGACCCAAAGGGACCGGAGAAGGCUGGUGCGUAUAGAAAGCGUGUCAUCCCGCCUACUGAGUUCAGAAAUUAUUAUGUGAGGGGAGACUUGCCGCUGACAAUCCAGCAAGGCGCCUCACGCACGCUUUCGUGGCGGCUGAAUGUGUCCUCGCUAGAUUAUCAUCAUUUCCUUCCUAUUUUUUUCGAUGGACUUAGAGAACUUGAGGAACCAUUCAUAUUUGUUGCCCUGCAGGGCUGCUAUGACUUACUUGAGAGGGGAGGAGAUAAAAUUCUUCCCACCAUCCCUCAACUCAUUGUGCCUAUCAAAACAGCGCUAAAUACACGACACCCAACUGUUAUCAUUAACGUCCUCAAGGUUCUUCAGAAACUUGUGGAGAGCGCCGACUUUGUUGGUCAGGCACUCGUGCCGUAUUACAGGCAGAUCCUUCCGGUGUUCAAUCUCUACAAGAACCGAAACAAGAACAUAGGCGACCGAAUUGACUAUUCCCAAACCAAGAGGCAAAACAUUAGUGAUUUGGUAAAUGAAACACUUCACUUGCUCGAACAAUACGGUGGGGAGGACGCGUACAUCAACAUUAAAUACAUGGUCCCGACGUAUGAGUCAUGCCUCAUGUGA
Trypanosoma brucei brucei TREU927 is the source of this 939-nucleotide messenger RNA. RefSeq lists its product as hypothetical. The coding region runs from base 1 to 939 and encodes 312 amino acids. The record is from RefSeq and is a predicted model, not a curated record. Gene Ontology annotation, molecular function: Hsp70 protein binding; Hsp90 protein binding. The transcript has a single exon. NCBI's taxonomy places the organism in Eukaryota, Euglenozoa, Kinetoplastea, Trypanosomatida, Trypanosomatidae.